Triticum aestivum (bread wheat) is the source of this 777-nucleotide messenger RNA. RefSeq names its product SKP1-like protein 1A. Lineage: Eukaryota; Viridiplantae; Streptophyta; Magnoliopsida; Poales; Poaceae. Gene Ontology annotation, biological process: ubiquitin-dependent protein catabolic process. Bases 289 to 777 code for a protein of 162 amino acids. The record is from RefSeq and is a predicted model, not a curated record. The transcript has 2 exons.
AGAAAUUCCAACUCAUUUUUCGGGUGACAAUUACAAAAUAACUUCCUUUUUUCGUACAGUUUGUUAAAAAAGUGAGAGUUACAAAAUAAAUAAUAAAUAUACAUGAUUUACGUGGUCCUCCUACUACGUACGCAACCUGAGUUGAGUCGGUUUCUCUAAAAAAAAAGGCUGAGUUGGAGUCGGCGGCGGCCCGAGUACACCGACCCAAAGUCCUCGAUCGUCUCCCUGUCCUUGCAUAUAAAUACGCAGCAGCCACCGAUCGCAGAACCGAAGUCAGAAAGAUCGAAGAUGACGACGAAGAUGGUCCGCCUGCGCAGCUCCGACGGCCAGGAGCUCGAGGUGAUGGAGGAGGCGAUCGCCGCCGCGUCUAAGACGAUCAAGGACACGCUGGAGAAGGGCGGCGCCGCCGACGGUGCCAUCCCGGUCCCCGGCGUCAUCGGCCGGGUCCUCUCCCACGUCCUCGAGUACGUCAACAGGCACUUCUCCGACCCGGGCGCGGCGGCGGACCCCUUCGACCACAUCCCCAACUUCGACGACCCGUUCAAGGCGUUCGACGACGCCUUCGUCCAAGUCGACCAAGACACGCUCUUCGACCUCAUCCACGCGGCCGAGUGCCUCGACAUUGAGGGGCUGAUGGACCUGACGUGCGAGACGGUGGCGGACCAGAUGAGGGGCAAGACCAUCGAGGAGAUCCGCAAAAAGUUCCACGUCAUCAACGACUACACCGCACGGGAGGAAGAGGACGUCCGCAAGGAGAACGCCUGGGCGUUCGAGUAG